UCAUUGGCAGUUUGACAGCCUGACUGGAACAUUGGUCCGUGGUGCCAUACUGCAGCACAUGCCGUUUGGAAACUUCAAAACUCAUCUUCGGUAGACCUACGCAUCACAGUGCACUGUUCCAGGGUGUUUCAAAACAAAUCCGAUCCCCAGGAUGGCAUGGCACUCUCCUUGUUGGAGCUUGCUAUUUUCGUUCCCGACGUUCAUUGCGUGAAUCGGGAAGAUCGUACAGGUGCUUUCCGACUUCUGGCGACACCUCGGAGUAGGUCGAGGAUCCACGCCUGAGUGGACAGGACACCUCGCGUGCAGAGCUGCAGUUCAUGCUAUACCGGUUCGCUAGACGCAUGGCCCGACUCGGAACAGAAAUCUCCAACUACAUAGUCGACAAGUACAAGACUAGUAUUCAAACUGGGAGAACUAAUUACUUCUAGAAGUAAAGAUAGCGAUCAACGCUACAGCAGACUGCAACCGCACUGGUCAGCUAUCCAGAGCUUGACUUGAGCUAGCAUAGGCUGCAAGGAUUAGCAAGGAGUCGGCUUGAGUACGGUCGGCGCAGAGUAGUCGCUGGCAAACAGUGACUGUGCAGGCAGGUGGGGCAGUGCAGGCAGGUGAGUAGCGCUAUCUGCAAUGAGCCUGGCACCUCCAUCCGCUUGCCUCUCAUGGACAAACGCGGACGUGUGUGCCUGGGCCACGGCUGCUGGCCUCAGUCAGCAAAUCCCAGGCUUGGCGGAAGGCCUACGUCGACAUGGAGUAGCAGGAAAGGACCUGAUGCAGCUGGAUAACACAUUCGCCCAGAACAAACUGCUUAUUCGCGAUGCAGCGAAGAGGAAGCUGCUUCUGGACGCCAUAGUGAUUCUGAGCAGGUCCGAAAACAGCCCAACGGCAACAGCAGGAGGCAACUCAACUGCUGCUGUUCCUAUAUCAACACCACCAGCUGGCCUAUCGGUUUCAGUGCCCGAUCCGUAUUCAUCGGUGAGCGGACAGCAGCGAAUGGCGACUUCUCCCUCGGCCUCGAGUGGUGUUGGCAGUGGUGGAUCUCACAGUGCGCCCACUUCUCGAGUUGCAUCGCCGGUAUCCACAACACAGUCCUCAAACAUGGGUUCGGAGCCCAUGAUGGGCAUUGCAGUGCGCGAUCUGAUGUCGGAUGGUUGCUCGCAUUCUGGAUGGGUCAGGAAACUUGGUGGAAACGUACACAACUGGAAGCGAAGAUAUAUGGUGCUGAAGAAAGGGUGUAUGUACUACUAUAAGGAUGACCAUGCGUCUAUUCCAAAGGGACAGUUUUCUCUCAACGAUUACCGGAUUGAGAGGACGCAAGUGCCAAAGUAUCCGUGGUGUUUUAAACUCGUUCACUCGCAUCCCAAGAAGCGCACAUACGUUGUCAGCCCAUCAUCAGACAUGGAGUUGCAGGGAUGGAUGGAAAAGGUUCAGAACGACAUCGAUGUGUUCUGCAUGGGUCGGGCGCCACAGGCCGAGUCACAACCUCAGCCUCAAUCUUCACGACUAGCCAAACCUGGAAACACACUGUCGGUACCAUCGCAGCCAGCUGGCGGGAAGGGACUGUCGCGACACAGUGCGCACAGCGCCACACUCGUCAGAGCCCUAGAUCCUGACGAUGCUAGCUCCGAAGAGGAGGGUCUCUAUGAAGAGGCUCGUAGUGAUGCCACGCCGUUCGACCGGCAAUCCGGACCGGCACCGCCCCCGCCUACACGUCAGACCAGCGUUCGGCGAGUGAGCGAAGUAUCAGAUGAUCCUAAGGUCAAAACUCCGAUGCGGUCCAAGACAACGCGACAUCACACGCCAGCACCCAGUUUACCACCAGAGGCUAUGGGCAGUCAGACCAUGGCGUCAGUACACCGACAGCCACCGAUCGGCAGAGAAGCCAACACUUCAUCGCCGCAAACAAAGCCCAGAACAGCCAAACGGGGAACUGCACAAGCAGCCCCGCAAACUCCAGACAAGGUCCCCCCACCAUUGCCUGGGGAAGUGGUUCCGCCGCCACUACCAGGAGAAAGUUCCAAAGUACCUCCGCCACUUCCAGGAGAAAAUCCCAAAGUACUUCCACCACUUCCAGGAAAGGAAGGUACUCCAUCGGUGGCAUCAAAUGGUACCCGAACAGGAUCUUCUGGAAGCAAACACUCAGGUGCUGCCAAUGGUGAUUCUGAUGACGCUGGGGACUACCUGCAUCUGGUGGAUGAUGCCUCACCACCACCGUUACCAGGCGAAGAAGAGGUUGACCUUCCGGAGGAUGUGUCUCAUGCAACAUACAUCAACACUGCCAGAGCCCUUCAGCGCGGAACACCCGACGGGUCGAGUAUGCACGCAAGCCACGGAGAUGUGUCCGCUAACAGUCCAUCAAUCAGCGGUGCAGCGGCUGGCCGACCGACUGCUAAGCCACGGACUGCCAAAACGAAGGCUGUAAUGGCGACUGCUUAUCGAGACUCAGAUGAUGCUGACGAAGAGGACGGUGGAAAAGGCUACAUCCUCCCAGAUGUUGGAGAGUUCUUGCCCAAAUCAGCAUUUCAGGAUGAUAUGGACAGAGACAAGGCAGACACCUUCCUGCGAGGUCUGGGAAAAACCGGUUGCUACAUAAUACGGGGAGCAAGUAGUGGCGGCAGCAAAGAGGCAAAGAAAGUCAUUUCUGUAUGGACGGGCGACCGAUGUCGACACUACAAGAUCUUCUACAGAAGGGGUGUGGGAUUCUCACUUCACGGAGACAAGACAUUUCCGGACGUCCAGAACCUCCUGGCCUUCUAUCAUGGCAGCAGCCUACCACGUUGCCCGCACAAGCUAUCUGGUCCAUAUAAAGGGGUCAUCAAAAUGUAAUCGCGCUGUUCCUCCUUCCCAAGUCCACAAGACACUGUCGAAUAUUCUUUUGAUGCUUCUCCGAGCAACUGUAGAUAGCACAAUGAGAAGUUUGAAAAUAUUUAUUUCGUCUUGACCUAUGAUGAUAUAUAUUUUUACUUUGAGAACCUGUUGAGACUGAGCUUGCUGGCCAGUACCUGCUCUGCUGGUAUUCGUUCUGUGCGUCAUUCACACCCAUUGCCAGUUCAGGCAGCUUACUUUGCCAGUUCAGGCAGCUUACUUUGCCCGCUGUACAUAAUCUUCAGUGGCACACACAAAGGGGUAUAUAUACUCCUGCUGCUCAGGUACAGGCAGAGAGUUAAAGAUGAAUGGUGCUCCUCUCGGUUAGCCACCUAACUACUCUACAGUUUGAUACAGUGA
Sycon ciliatum is the source of this 3219-nucleotide messenger RNA. Its product is annotated as SH3 domain-binding protein 2-like. Gene Ontology annotation, biological process: signal transduction. The transcript is spliced from 11 exons. Gene Ontology annotation, molecular function: SH3 domain binding. The record is from RefSeq and is a predicted model, not a curated record. Lineage: Eukaryota; Metazoa; Porifera; Calcarea; Leucosolenida; Sycettidae. The coding region runs from base 625 to 2820 and encodes 731 amino acids.